GUAAGUAAUAAUAAUUUUUAUGUUUAAGUGUUAGAUUCCAACGGUGGAUUUAAACCAGGUUUUCUUUACGGAAACAACUUUUGGCUGGGCAGUCGUAGCCAGUGUCUCGAUACAAUGAAUACAAGUCCUCUACAUAUGUCAAAACAAAAAAUAUUAAAUAACACUUUGUAUCAUGGUCCGCAAAAUUUUCCGCCUUUUAAAAUAAAUUAUUUUGCAGCUAAUAUUAGACACAAUAGUGAUAUUCAAUAUCACACAUAUGUAAAUAACGAGUAUGUGAUUACGCUCGGACUCUGUUUACCAGCAUCGUGCACCAUAGAGAAUUUAAGUUUCAUAUUGGAAAGUAUACUUCGUGAUAGAAGUAUCUUCAUCGACGAUCUUUAUUCCGCAAAUUUACAGCUGAUCCAAAUUAAAGAUUUAAAAGACGACAUUAAAUCGCUAUCCUACAGUUCAUUAGGUAUCCUCUGUGUAGUUUUAAUAUUUUCUUUUAUGACAAUAACCGGAACCAUAUACGAUGUCAUCUGGUAUCAAAAGCUUGCAAAAGGAAAUGAGAGGAAUAAAACUAAUGGCAGUAAGUAUGACAUACAAAACUUUUCAUAAAUUUCUAUUUUAAAU
Vollenhovia emeryi is the source of this 612-nucleotide messenger RNA. RefSeq lists its product as uncharacterized. Bases 115 to 597 code for a protein of 160 amino acids. Lineage: Eukaryota; Metazoa; Arthropoda; Insecta; Hymenoptera; Formicidae. The record is from RefSeq and is a predicted model, not a curated record. The transcript is spliced from 3 exons.